Molecule: messenger RNA, 624 nt
Organism: Clunio marinus
Lineage: Eukaryota; Metazoa; Arthropoda; Insecta; Diptera; Chironomidae
Source: the annotation of a GenBank genome assembly
AUGAUCAACAGUAACCACAACACUCAAAUAAUGCGUCAAACACCUACCAAUACUAACAAAAAAUUCUGCAGCAUGACUUAUGUGCCUAAUAUUUCUGAAAGAAUUUCCAAACUCAUCAGAAGCAAGACUGAAGACGUCCAACUUGCAUUCAAACCGCAAAAUAAAGUUAAAAACUUUUUCACAAGACUGAAAGACAAGAAAAAUAAAUUAGAUUUGAAAAAUUUAAUUUAUAAGAUUCCUUGUGAAUGUGGAUGUUGCUAUAUUGGACAAACAAUACAAAUGUUGCACAAACGAUUAUCACAACAUAAAACUGAUGUCAACAGACUUAAAAAACUUCUCUUGGACCCGAAGAGUGCACCAGGGUUGUUAAAUGAAGCAAUCAGCAAAUCGGCAUUGGUCAAACAUGUGUCAGAAACUAAUCAUAAGUUUGAUUUUGAUGCUGUUGAAAUUUUAGAUGUUGCUAAUCAAAGAUCACAAUUAAAUGUUUUGGAAAUGUUACACAUUAAAGCGAACAACACUGUCAAUCAACGCACAGACACAUUGAAGCUGAGUCAACUUUAUAACGGCAUCAUAAAGAUCAAGAACAGGAAGAACAAAACACCAACACAACUACAACAAACCUAA